AUGGCCAUCACCUACGAAAGUACCUCACGCGGCCAGUCAGUGGUUAUUGUGACCUUAACAACAAUCGUGUUAACUACCAUAUUCGUCUUCGCCAGGCUUGUAAGUCGCUUGGGUAUACUUAGGACACGCACAGCGGACGACUGGUUUAUAAUUUUAGCUUGGGCUCUUGCUCUUGGCUUAAGUAUCUCGGUCAUAUAUGGGAAUAGUGAAGAACUGGGUCAACAUGAAGCUCAUGAACCCACCGAAUGGUUGCCAUUAUUGCGACGAAGCGAGUACGCUUUUACCAUCCUCUACAACCCAGCAUUAAUGGCAACUAAGACCUCGAUUCUCAUACUAUAUUUACGCAUGGCAAAGAAUACUCAGAAACUGUUGCGCGUAGCAUCUUAUGUUACUCUCGCCCUCGUCAACAUCUCUGGCGUAAUUCUUACAUUUCUCAAUGCCUUCCAAUGCGAUCCGCCCAAUGCUGCUUUCAAUUUUGUCCGCACUGCCGAGUCGUGUAAUUCUAUCGUCACUCUAUACCUCUGCUCAGCUCCUGUCAACAUCUUCACCGACCUCACGAUCCUCGUACUUCCUCUCCCUGUCCUGACUAGCAUGCGGCUACCACCAAGGCAAAAGUCAGUGUUGGUGGCUACAUUUGCUCUCGGAAUUUUUGUCACAAUCGUGGACGUCGUAAGAAUAUAUUACCUGCAGGAAACAAGACAUAGUCAGAAUCUUCAGACCUCUAGGCUUGGAACAGUUGUCGACUUCGCUUGGAAUGCCGGAACAGCAUUUAUGUGGUCUGCUGUCGAGGUUAAUGUUGGUAUUAUUUGUGCAUGCAUUCCUACUCUAAAACCAUUGAUCAAAAUGGUUUUGCCUGCGAUGAUACUUGGGGCUGGUGAAAUUUCUUCGUCAGAGAAGACCUCUUCCAUACCGUCUCCUACUCAGCAUCUAGACGAUGCGUGUCCAUCAUUUUUUUCAGCGGAUGACUCAACGGUAGACCGCCCUCCUCCGGUAUUUACUACGGAACCUCCUCGUAAUGGAGAUGAUCAGUUUAACUUUAUGAUCUUCCAAUCGACUUCUCUCAGUAUGGACCUCGGCCCGGGCACUGUAAAUUUGAGUCAAUCGAAUCAAAUUUGCGACUCUGAGCCGACAACUCACUAUGGUUUCGUCAAUAUGAAUCACCCAAAGACCAUGUUGAAUAUCCAUGGCUGGGAAAGCUUCAAGUACUGCUGCCUUGUCACCAUGCUUUUUUUUCUAUGGGGAUUUUCUUACGGGCUUCUGAACUUACUGAACAAUGCGAUUUCUUCCGUGACUCAGCCCCAUAUCUCGCACACGCUGAGUCUCAGCACGGCAUAUUUUGGUGCAUACUUUCUAGGCGCGCUGACUGUUGGGCAAUUUGUUCUACGUUUUGUGGGGUUCAAAGCGACCUUUAUUACAGGUCUUACCAUUUAUGGCACAGGAACCUUGAUCUUUUGGCCCUCUGCUGUUCUAAAUUCAUAUCCAGGAUUCGUACUUUCUAACUUUGUCGUUGGAUUUGGACUUGCCGUCCUAGAAACUGCUGCGAACCCUUUCAUAAUCCACUGCGGUCCACGAAGCAUGUCCGAGUUUCGCUUACUAAUCGCACAAGGUGUUCAAGCGACGGCUACUAUAUUAAGUCAACUUUUGGCUGAAAAAGUAUUGUUUGAUGAUAUCACUUCCUUAAUUGACCUACAAUGGACCUACCUAGCUGUCACGCUGUUUACGGUAAUUUUAGCUCUAUUUUUCUACUAUUUGGCUAUUCCCGAAAUCUCGGACGAUGAACUGGCAUUACAAGCUGGAAGCGAUGCAAUAUUAAUAACCCCGGAGAAUUUCGCACACUCAGGUCGGACUUGGUGGCAUAGGUUUAUGGCGACUUUGACUUCCUUCUGUGCCCGAUUUAUGCCCAAGACACUCCUUCUAUGCAUCAUUGCUCAGUUCCUCUACGUUUCUGCCCAGGAAUCCUUGUCAAUAUUUUUUGUGCCUCUCUUGACUAGCCUACCAAAACUUUCAACACCUCUCGCCUUGUCAUUUACAAACUACAAUCUCCUUGGGCAUUCACUAUUCGCACUCGGUAGAUUCACCUUUGCACCACUUUGCCUCUUUAUCGCACCCCGGCUUCUUCUCCUAACGGCAUUCCUUCUUUCGCUCUUCUUCGCAACGUGCUCUGCUCUAUUACCUAUCACGGAGAUAUCUGACAAGGGCUCUUUAAACUACAGGCCUACAACGGCGAUACCGACAACAGCUCUUCUUCUAUUCUUUUCCGAAGCUCCUAUAUUUCCACUUCUUUUCACGAUGGGCUUGCUGCCACAGGGAAGAAAUUCAAAGCGUGGAGCAGCAUUAUUGACAGCUGCAAUAAGCGGAGGAGGGGCUUUCCCUUGGGUAAUGCUAGCAGUAGAGAGCCUUCAUGGAGGAACCGAACAAUCAAGGUUCUGGGUUCUAGUGGCUCUAUUCACAACAGGUACCGGUAUUAUUGCGCCAAUUGUAGGGAUGAAAGGAUUUAUGAGGAAAGAGGAGGAACAGAGCAAUAACCUAUCUGAACGCUCCGACAACCACGAAAUGCGGAAUAAUAUGUUGACUAGUGGCAUUGAUCUAAUUUCUAUUCGAAAUAAGAAGUCCUCAUAUGUCGAUCGAUUUUCAAGUAUCAAAAGAUUAGCCAUGCAAAAUCAUAACGCAAUUAACUUUUCUCAAACACCUAAAAAUGGUAGCAGCAGCGGUGAUUUGACUAAUAACAUAAUCGAUCUUCACGCAACAAGCUCCUCUCACCAUGAUCCCUCUCUCUUCUCAACAACAUCGUCGACUCCCUCAUCUUCAACAUACGUCCAUCUUCCCGCGCACCACCACAAUUUUCUUCAUGAAUCUGCCUAA
Messenger RNA from Blumeria graminis f. sp. triticale, 2862 nucleotides. Lineage: Eukaryota; Fungi; Ascomycota; Leotiomycetes; Helotiales; Erysiphaceae. The record is from the annotation of a GenBank genome assembly.